This is a messenger RNA of Cyprinus carpio (common carp), 1475 nucleotides long. Its product is annotated as gastrula zinc finger protein XlCGF8.2DB-like. NCBI's taxonomy places the organism in Eukaryota, Metazoa, Chordata, Actinopteri, Cypriniformes, Cyprinidae. The record is from RefSeq and is a predicted model, not a curated record. Gene Ontology annotation, biological process: regulation of transcription by RNA polymerase II. The transcript is spliced from 2 exons. Gene Ontology annotation, molecular function: DNA-binding transcription factor activity; RNA polymerase II cis-regulatory region sequence-specific DNA binding. The coding region runs from base 385 to 1443 and encodes 352 amino acids.
AUUGAAGAAACAUUCAGUCUGAAGCAUGAAGAUACUGAGGAAAAAACAAAGAUGGAGUUUAUUAAAGAGGAGAGUGAAAACAUGAAAAUUGAAGAAACAUUCAGUCUCAAUCAUGAAUUUACUAAGGAACAAACAGUCUAUGGGACAGUCUCAAGCCUCCAGGUUUUCAUCCAAAAUAUCUUAAAAUGUGCUCCGAAGACGAAUGGAGCUUUUACGGGUUUGGAACGACAUGGUAAGUGAUUGAUGACAAUUUUCAUUUUGGGGUGGAGUAUCCCUUUAAUAGCUUAGUGUGUAUAAGAUCUACAUUUUGUUGGUUUUGAUGUUUGUUCUUUGUGCCAUUAAAAUGGUGUUAAUCUGGAUUUGUCUUUUUUUGCAUUAGACCUGAUGACACUGAAAGACGAGAGUCAAGAACUCAAUGAAAAAGAAGAUAAUGUUCAGCAUCAGAAAUGUAAUUUCAUGACUGGAGAAAAAUCAUUUAGCUGCUCACACACUGAAAAGACGUCACAAAAUAGAGCUUUCACCUGCCAACAAUGCGGAAAAAGAUUCACCAGAAAAGGAAAUCUUGAAGUCCACAUGAGAGUUCACGCUGGAGAAAAGCCUUUCACCUGCCAACAUUGUGGAAAGAGGUUCAGUGAUAAAAUAAACCUUAAAAACCACAUGAGAAUUCAUAAAGUAGAGAAACCUUACACAUGCUCUACAUGUGGGAAAAGUUUUAAACGUAAACACUGCCUUGAUGACCACAAGAUAAUUCAUACUGGAGAGAAACCUUUCACCUGCCAACAAUGUGGAAAGAGUUACACUCACAAAAGAAACCUUCUUGACCACGUAAGAACUCAUACUGGAGAGAAGCCUUACACAUGCUCUCAAUGUGGAAAAAGUUUUCUAUAUAAACACAGCCUCGAUAAUCACAAGAGAAUUCAUACUGGAGAGAAACCUUUCACCUGCCAACAAUGUGGAAAGAGUUACACUCACAAAAGAAACCUUCUUGACCACGUGAGAACUCAUACUGGAGAGAAGCCUUACACAUGCUCUCAAUGUGGAAAAAGUUUUAAUCUUAAACAACACCUUGAUGACCACAAGAGAAUUCAUACUGGAGAGAAACCUUUCACCUGCCAACAGUGUGCAAAGAGUUACACUCACAAAAGGAACCUUCUCGACCACGUGAGAACUCAUACUGGAGUGAAGCCUUUCUCCUGCAAACUGUGUGGAAAGAGCUUCAUUCGAAAACCAAACCUUAAAUACCACAUGAGAAUUCACACUGGAGAGAAACCUUACACAUGCCAACAAUGUGGAAAGAAUUUUACACAAAAACAAACCCUUGUUAACCACAUGAAAAUUCACACUGGAGAUAAACCUUUUACCUGCCAACAAUGUGGAAAGGGUUUCAUUCAAAAAGGAAACCUUACCAAACACAUGAAGGUUCAUGCUGGAGAGAAGCCAUGAGUUUCGAAAAUAAAGUAGCUUUUUAAAGAACA